GAAACUCACGCAGCCCAACUCUUUCGAACACUCGAGCUUGUAUUCUGGGCCUCUUCAUCGCUUCCUUGGCCUCUGCGAGUCGACGACGACAUAUUCACUCUUUUACAGUUGCAGCAUUCGCUACUGGUCGUGAUUAGGCAUAUGCCCUUCGUGCAAGUGCUGCGGCCGUUCAGUCGCUGCACUUGUCGGCAAAGCGCUUUCUCUUUCCAGCGGACAAGUCGGUCGCUGUCAACCACGACAAAAGACACCGAGGCAGCGGAAGCGGAGAAUGACUUGGAUGCACUGCGGCGGAAGCGAAGGACAGAGUGGAAGAGACGGCAGAAUGCUUGACCGCAGGGGCAAACAUUUCUCGACCACAUAGUCGUCCGUGUCCGUGGAGGUGCGUGCCGCCGACGGGUCAUGCAGUACCUGCUCACUUCUACGGUGCUCAGGAAAGGGUGGCGACGGGUGCGUCGCGUUCAAUCGCGAGAAGUUCAAGCCCUACGGACCGCCGUCUGGCGGGAAUGGCGGGCGCGGCGGAGAUGUCUACAUCAUGGCGACACCGCAUCUCACUACCCUAUCGUCCGUGUCGUCUCGAAUACGAGGGCAGGCAGGAGGCACUGGGCAAGGUACUUGGCAGAACGGGAGAACGCACCGCCAACCAUCAUCAGGGUUCCAGUCGGUACCAUUGUGCGUGAACUCUCGCGCGACGACCCACGACGAGCCAGAGACGAGUACGAGGCCGAGGAGGAAGCGCUGCAAGGGCUCGAUCCAGAGGAACGCAAGAAGCAACUGCGCGCACGGAGAUGGGCGCACUACCCGACGUACGAGGACGAGAACAUGGAGCGCAGCUUCUUCAAGGAAGCUGAGCGUGCGCUGUAUCGCGAAGAGCGCGAGCGGAGGCACUUGCGGCGACAGAAGGCCAUGAGCCCUAUCUACCUCGACCUCGAGAAGUCGGGUGAGCCGGAAGACAAUGACGUGGAUCUGAACGCCCCGCUGGGCCACCGAAGACCGGACACCAUGGGCCAUCUCAUCGCGGCGGGCGGGCACGGCGGAGUGGGCAACCCGCACUACCUGUCGACGGAGAACCGCUCGCCGAAGUUUGCCACCCGCGGGUUGGAUGGCGAGCGUAUCUCCCUGUCGCUUGAGCUCAAGCUCCUGGCGGACAUCGGCCUCGUUGGCAUGCCGAACGCCGGGAAGAGCACCCUUUUGCGGGCGCUGACCGGCGGACGCGCCAAGACGGAGGUGGCGGGGUAUGCGUUCACGACUCUCAACCCUGUCGUAGCUGUCAUACGCGUUGCAGACGACGGUAGCUUCCAGGGCUCGGACGGCACUGUCUACGACGAGACUUGGGUAGAGGCUCAGCACGAAAAAGAACUUAUGGAAAGCGGCGCGCUUGCUGACGCACUCACGCGGAACCAGGCGCGGGCAGCCGAGGAAGAUGACCCGCUCGAGUCGUUCCGCUUCACAGUCGCGGACAACCCGGGGCUCAUCGCGGAGGCGUCGUCGAACGUCGGCCUCGGCCACUCCUUCCUCCGGGCAAUCGAGCGCUCGCACGCGCUGGUAUAUAUCGUGGAUCUCUCGUCGCCUGCGCCGUGGGACGAGCUGCGGGUGCUCCGGGACGAAAUCGAGAAAUACAAGCCCGGAUUGAGCCCGAAGGCACGCAUGGUGCUCGCGAACAAGGCCGACCUACUUGGAGGCCCGGGCGAGGAUGGUCAGGAGGACCCGCACGCUGUGCUGGAGGCCCGCGAGAAGUUGAAGAAGCUAGAAGAGUUUGCGGAGAGGGAGAUGAAAGUGCAGGCUCAGGACCCGGCGGGAAACGUGGUUGGCGAGAGGGCUCCGGACGUCAUUCCAAUCUCGGCGAAGCAUAGUCUGAACUUACGCAAAGUCGUGGGGCUGAUGCGCAGGUACGUGGAGGAGGCAAGGCGAGAAGAGGACCCGUCGCAGAAGUCGGUGGUCCUGAAGGAUGUGUCGAGGUAACGAUAGGGGGCGGCAGACUUUGUUACCUAUCUACCUAUCCUCGCUUUCGAGCCAGUGACUAAAAAGCGCCAUGAGGGUUAGACUGCGAGGAUCGUUUCUGACAUUCAGGUCAGUACCAG
Molecule: messenger RNA, 2078 nt
Organism: Fomitopsis serialis
Lineage: Eukaryota; Fungi; Basidiomycota; Agaricomycetes; Polyporales; Fomitopsidaceae
Product: P-loop containing nucleoside triphosphate hydrolase protein
Exons: 2
Coding region: 400-1959 (519 amino acids)
Cellular component (GO): mitochondrion
Molecular function (GO): GTPase activity; GTP binding
Source: RefSeq, a predicted model, not a curated record